This is a messenger RNA of Glarea lozoyensis ATCC 20868, 213 nucleotides long. RefSeq lists its product as uncharacterized. The transcript has a single exon. The coding region runs from base 1 to 213 and encodes 70 amino acids. The record is from RefSeq and is a predicted model, not a curated record. NCBI's taxonomy places the organism in Eukaryota, Fungi, Ascomycota, Leotiomycetes, Helotiales, Helotiaceae.
AUGCAACGUCGGGUUCCCCGUCUCCCUGAUCUGGUUCUGGGAGCUGCAGACGAGCUCGCCGUGCGGGGAGUUGGAGGUGUCGCUGUGGUUUACGAUUACGCAGCCGAAGGCCUCGAAGGGACAGGGCGAGUUGAGCGCGCUGUUUGCGGCGCGCAUCCAGUGUUCACGGGUGGAAUGGGGGAUGGUGUCGGGAGGGGAGAGAGUGGUGGAUGA